Messenger RNA from Trichoderma harzianum CBS 226.95, 1471 nucleotides. RefSeq lists its product as hypothetical. The record is from RefSeq and is a predicted model, not a curated record. NCBI's taxonomy places the organism in Eukaryota, Fungi, Ascomycota, Sordariomycetes, Hypocreales, Hypocreaceae. The transcript has 2 exons. Bases 230 to 1351 code for a protein of 373 amino acids. Gene Ontology annotation, biological process: biosynthetic process.
GGCUGUUACUGUAAGCGCCUGAAUGCAGGCUCGCUGAUUGUCGGUAAUUAUUUCACAAUACUGAACAUAAUAUACACAUGCACCAGCCAUUUAUCCAGUUAAUUGCAAUCAAUCAACUAGGCUGGCUUCUGCAUGUGUGAAAAGAUAUCGAUAUCUAUGUUACCAAAUUCCGAACUCUAACAGACCUUCAUUUCAUCGUUUUUUUUUUUUCAUCAUUACGAAGCUAAAAAUGCCAGAUACCGCUGUCAGUCCCGAGGAGGAGCUCCUUGCAGUGAUAGCGGAAGAAUUGGGCAUGGACAUUGAUGAUCUUUCCGAUGAUACGGACAUUUCUCACUUGCAAAACGACACCGCUUUAUCCCGACUCAUCCUGAAAAGAGUUCCUGUUGGUCUUCAAGAUGAUAUCAAUCGCACAACUUUUCAAUCUUGCACCGAUAUUGCGGAUCUCAAAGCGCACAUCGACAAAGUGAUGGCGCUGCGCGAGCCUCCUAAGCAAUCUGACAAACGCAAAGCGAAACUUCCCAUUGUGUUACUUCUUAGAGGAAACGAGGCCACGGCUAAGAAGAAAGUAUUUCUACUUCCUGAUGGCUCGGGGUCUGGCAUGGCCUACAUGUCCAUUCCACCAAUGGAUCCAAGUAUUUGUCUAUAUGGGAUCAACAGCCCAUAUCUUCACUCUCCUGAGGUUUUCAAUGGUACAAUAGACGAUUUGGCUCAAAUCUGGACCGCUGAAAUACAGAAAGUUCAACCAAACGGCCCGUAUACCCUCGGUGGCUGGUCUGCUGGAGGGUAUUUUUCUUUCGAGGUCUCCAAACUGUUAAUAAGUAAGGGCGAGCGUGUUGAGAAGCUCAUUCUAAUAGACUCCCCAUGUCGACUAUUAUUCGAGGCUUUACCCCCUCAGGUAGUGGAAUGCCUGGCGAAAAAUAACUUGAUGGGAAACUGGAGUGAAGGAGGCACACCAAAAUGGCUAGUCAAUAGCUUUGUGUCGACUAUUGGUGCAGUGGAAAAAUACAUGCCCACUCCAAUGGUAAUUCCCGAUGGUGCCAAAGCUCCAGAAGUCUUUAUAAUCUGGGCGUCUGAGGGAGUGUUCCCAGAUGGUGUAGAAGCAUAUCCGGAGCUAGAUAUGAGCGUGAGGGUCACUCGAUUUUUAGUCAACAAGAGAGUCCAAUUCGGUCCACUUGGUUGGGAUAGACUAUUUCCAGCUCAGGAUAUUAGCAUUGCCAAGAUGCCAGGCAGCCACUUCAUGAUUGUUCAUCAGCCAAACGUUGAUACACUGGGGAAGCUGCUAAGAGACAUCAUCCAAGGCCGCCGAGCAGACGCGAAAAGUGAUUGGCAGAAAUGGCGGAACAGGUCAUGAAGGGCAGAUUGACAAGGACAUUAAUAGAUAGCAUGCUAUAAAUCCUCUUAAAAAGAUCAUCAAGUAAUAACAGUAUACCAGAAAUGCCGAGAAACGUAUAGUUGCGCUUACUCAAUUGUG